Oryzias melastigma (Indian medaka) is the source of this 3482-nucleotide messenger RNA. RefSeq names its product oxysterol-binding protein-related protein 3. The transcript is spliced from 22 exons. The record is from RefSeq and is a predicted model, not a curated record. Bases 530 to 2965 code for a protein of 811 amino acids. Lineage: Eukaryota; Metazoa; Chordata; Actinopteri; Beloniformes; Adrianichthyidae. Gene Ontology annotation, cellular component: intracellular membrane-bounded organelle; plasma membrane; perinuclear endoplasmic reticulum. Gene Ontology annotation, molecular function: cholesterol binding.
GUGGCCAAACAGACAGGCUAAAGGGUUUACGAACUUGCAUAAUAAGACUGUCUUAUCUUUAAAUAUCUGUGGUGUAAACACAAAUCUGUAAUAUGAAGAAAGAGUUCACAUUACUUUUGCGUCAUUAACUUUGCUAACUAUCUUCCUUCAAGCUAACUUUAUUUCUUUUCUUUUUUUUUUUUUUUAGCAUACGUCACAGCCCUUUUCAAAGAGCACACACUUUUUCCGGUUCCUCCCCUCUCUGCGUUCCCUUGCUUGUGAUUGGUUUAGAGGAACAGGCAUCAGACCGGCUCCACCCACUCGCUCCACGACUCCACUCGAGCUGCUUGGAGACGAGGAGCGUUAGUCAGAAGUGGAUAUCGUGUUCGUCUCUCACCUGAAUAAGAUGCUUUAGCUUUCGCGACACCUUUAGCGGACUGUUGGGGUGGCCUUUGAAGGGCAGAGGAAUGCUCCAGGUGUGACUCCUCCAGUUUGCACGUUUUCUACAGACGCAGGGCAUUUGUCAAGAGAGCAGCCGAGCUUCAGGAGGAUGACGACGCCGUCUCCCACACACAGCGACAGCAGCGACUCCUCUAAACAUGAGAGCAACCGGGAUAGCUGGGAGAUUGUGGAGGGUCUCAGGGGGGUUCCUGCCAGCAUGCAGGAGCCUGACAGGCAGGAAGGCUUCCUGCUCAAGAGGAGGAAGUGGCCAAUGAAGGGAUGGCAUAAGCGAUACUUUGUGUUGGUGAAGGGCAUCAUGACAUACGGGAAGCGAGGGACGGAUAUUCAGAAAGGGAAGAUUCACGGCUGCAUAGACGUCGGCCUCUCUGUUAUGUCUAUCAAAAAGAAAGCCAUGUGCAUUGACCUGGACACCGAGGACAACAUCUAUCACCUCAAGGUGAAGUCUUCAGAGCUGUUUGAGGAGUGGGUGUCAAAGCUGCGUCACCACCGUUUGUUUCGACAGAACGAAAUAUCGGUGUAUCCUCACGAGAGGCACCUCUUCCACCCCCACGCCUCAUCUUCUCCAACCUUUAAUGACUCGUACAGACGGUCCACCCUGACCAAGCAGGCGUCGGUCCACCAGGCUAAAGUCAGCUCCUGGCUUCACUCCUCAGAAGACAUGAACAAGUGCUCCAAGGAGCUCGAGGAAUGCGAGUCUUAUCUGUUGGAACUCAACCUGCUGCUAAAGAGCAUGGAGGUCAUGCAUCGCACAUACUCUGCUCCAGCCAUCACAUCACUACAAGCGUCUGCCUAUGACAACCCUAAGAAGGAGAAGAGGCCAAGGAGAUGGAGAUCCAAGAACAACGGCAAAGAAGCCAAAGCCACACUACAAGUCCCCAGUUGUAUCUCUUCCCAAUCUCCUCGUCUUCAUGCCUCCAAUCCCAACCUCUCCACCACCUCCUCCCAGGAGGUCUGUCCCGAGUCCCCAGACUCGCCGACAGACGUGUCGCGUCUGCAGGAAGAUUUCUGCCGGCUGGCUAACAACAUUCACGCUACCUUGAAAUCGGCGCACAGUUCUUUGACAGCAGAGAGAGACCGACUGAAGCUCACCAUCGACCUGCAGGGCCCCCAGCCGGCACAAGUUGUGGGUCUAAAGACUGGCUUUCCUUCAGAAUCUACAGGAACCCCCCAGUCCCUGGUCCACCAGAUCUCCAACGAGAGCAAAACAUCCAUUCCAGACUCCAUAUCCGAGUUCUUUGACGCCCAGGAGUACCUGCUCUCCUCGUCUUCAUCUGAAAAUGAGGUGUCUGAUGAUGACUCCUACAUCAGUGACGUCAGUGACAGCGUCUCCAUGGAUACGUACGAUGGGAGGAGCGAGAGACACAACUCCGUCAGCAGCGUGGUGACCGUCGCUCGCAGGCGUUCCACGCUGCCGUCCACCUGCCCCUCCAGCAGCGUGAGCCUCUGGAACAUCCUGAGGAACAACAUCGGCAAAGACCUGUCCAAGGUCGCCAUGCCCGUGCAGCUCAACGAGCCGCUCAACACCCUGCAGAGGCUGUGUGAGGAGCUGGAGUACAGCGACCUGCUGGACACCGCAAACCAGACCCCUGACCCCUACCAGCGCAUGGUGUUUGUUGCCACGUUUGCGAUAUCUGCCUAUGCUUCCACAUACUUCCGCGCGGGAAGCAAACCGUUUAACCCGGUCCUGGGAGAGACGUUCGAGUGCGACCGGCCUGAGAAGGGCUUCCGGUUUAUAGCCGAGCAGGUGAGUCACCACCCGCCUGUGUCAGCAUGUCAUGCAGAUUCAAGGAACUUCAAGUUUUGGCAAGAUGUACGGUGGAAAAAUAAAUUCUGGGGGAAAUCCAUGGAAAUAGUCCCGAUUGGAACCACACAUGUGACUCUACCUGCCUUUGGGGACCACUAUGAAUGGAACAAAGUAACAUCCUGCAUCCACAACAUUCUCAGCGGCCAGCGGUGGAUUGAACACUAUGGAGAGAUGUCCAUCAAGAACGUCAGCAGUGACGUGUGCCAGUGUAAAAUCACUUUCAUCAAGGCGAGAUCGUGGAGCUCCACGGUGAAUGAAAUACAGGGCGUGGUGACGAAUGCACAAGGGAAGACCGUGCACUCCCUUUUUGGAAAGUGGCACGAAUCGGUAUUUCAAGGAGACCCUCCUUCUGCCACGUGCAUCUGGAGAGCAAAUCCCAUGCCCAAGGACCAGGAGCAGUACUACGGCUUCACCCAGUUUGCAGUGGAGUUAAAUGAGCUGGACUCCAACCUCAGACCACUGCUCCCCCCGACCGACACUCGCUUUAGGCCAGACCAGAGGAUGCUGGAAGAAGGGAACCUAGACGCCGCCGAGGAGCAGAAGCAGAGGAUAGAGCAGCUGCAGAGGGAGAGGAGGAAAGUGCUGCAGGACAACAACAUGACACACCAGCCGCGCUUCUUCAAGAAAUCCAAGGAUGACACCUGGAUUAGUAACAACACAUACUGGGAGCUGCGCAAAGACUUUGGCUUCAGCAGAAUGGACUUCUCCGUGUUAUGGUGACCUCUGGAUUCACUCCACUCCAAGAAUCACCAUGAGGGAAACCACAAAAACAGAAGUGAAACCAGCGUCCAAACGUCUUGACCUGGUUCUGCUGUCAUCGUAACCCCGGUCCACAUGGACCUGCUGCUUUUUCUGUAAAUCUUGCUCUGUUGGUUUUAUUAUUGUAGAUUUUAAGGCUGGAUCUUUUACAAUAUCUGUCAACUAAAAACAAGACCAUGUUUUGUUACAUCUCUUUUACCAAAGUGCCUUUUACUGUAAUGCUGCAUCGAACCAGCUAUUAUGCAAACUGACUUUAACUCCGAGACCAAGUGAUGAUGAAGAUGGAGCCGCGCUCCUCUGGACGGGAGAAGCUGGAUCCAAACACGCCUCAAGCCGAUCAUGUGUUCUGGUUUCAAAACAACGUUAUGCCUUUUUAUCAUGCUGCCUUUGCUUUAGCGGUCAUGGCUUUAUGAGGCCGCGGAGACACUUUUCCACUGAGGAACUCUGCAUUAAAGCUUCUUGUGGAGUGGAAGAACGA